This is a messenger RNA of Octopus sinensis (East Asian common octopus), 1353 nucleotides long. RefSeq names its product zinc finger and SCAN domain-containing protein 22-like. Gene Ontology annotation, biological process: regulation of transcription by RNA polymerase II. NCBI's taxonomy places the organism in Eukaryota, Metazoa, Mollusca, Cephalopoda, Octopoda, Octopodidae. The record is from RefSeq and is a predicted model, not a curated record. Gene Ontology annotation, molecular function: RNA polymerase II cis-regulatory region sequence-specific DNA binding; DNA-binding transcription factor activity, RNA polymerase II-specific. Bases 472 to 879 code for a protein of 135 amino acids. The transcript has 4 exons.
UUAAUACGAGCGAUAAGUCGAUUGCAUGGGUUCCGGUUUUUUCCUGAAAGAGAUGAAAGACGAAGUCGAUCUCAUCCGUAUUUGAACGAAUAUCACUUCAUGUUGACAUAAAACAAAUUACUUCAUUCAGGUGUGCCUUUGAUGUUUUUAUCAACAUUUAUUGACUAAAGGAAGACGAUAUAUUUAUAAGGAGCAUUCAUCAAUACAUCUACGUUUUUAUAUAAAGAAAGUCUGUGACAAAAUAUUGGGAAAUAUUUCUUCUGAACGAUGGAAUUAACAGCAACAAUUUGAAGUCUUUGCUGUCUGGAAUGUAGAGGAGAUGAUUGCUUUACAGGUUAAUCAAACUAGGAUAACUUUACAAAGAAGUUUACAGUUUUCACCUACUUCUGUAAAUCAUUCUCUGAAAAUAGUGACUCAACUGAACACGAACACAUUCAUAUAUAUGGAAAAGACACUAUCAUUGUGAUAUGUAUGAUCAAUCAUUCUCUAAUGAUGAAUCAUUUAACUAAACCAAAAAACCCUGAUACAGGAGUGAAGUCAUAUCAUUGUAAUAUCUGUGGUAAAUUAUUCUCUAGAAAUAAUCAUUUGACUAGUCACAAACGUAUUCAUACUGGAGAGAAGCCAUAUCGUUGUGAUAUUUGUGGUAAAUCAUUCUCAGCAAGUAGCAAUUUAACUUGUCACAUACGUAUUCAUACUGGGGAAAAACCAUAUUGUUGUGGUAUUUGUGGUAAAUCAUUUUCUAAAAAUAGCGGUUUAACUAGUCACAAACGUGUUCAUACAGGAGAGAAACCAUAUCACUGUGUUGUGUGUGGUAAAUCAUUCUCUCAAACGAGUGCCUUAGGUAGACACAAGCGAGCACAUACUAGGGAGGAGCCAUAACAUUCCAGUACCUGUGGUAGUUUCUUUUUUGAAGAUGGUGUUUUGGCAUCCAGCUGUAGAAACACUGCCAGAUCAGACUGGGCCUGGCGCAGCCUUCAGGCUUCCCAGACCCCAGUUGAACCAUCCAACCCAUGCUAGCAUGGAAAAUUGAUGUUAAACGACGAUGAUGAUGAUGUUCAUGCUGGAGAGAAACUAUGUCGUUGUGUUAUAUGUAGUAAAUCAUUCUCUUAUAGAUCCAUUACCAGAGCCCCUUCUGCCGGCUUGUGGCCCUAAUAUCACUCGGUCUCAGACCAAUCCGCCUUGGGUGGCCCUACCAGGAACCGAAGUUCCCGACAGCAUAGCUCUGACAAUACUCAUUGCCAGCGUCCCCACCACGGUGAGGAGAGGAUGGACUUUGUGUCUGAGUGGUAAGAAGCUUGCUUACCAACCACAUGGUUCCGGGUUCAGUCCCACUGCGUGACAUCUUGGGCAAGU